Salarias fasciatus (jewelled blenny) is the source of this 4809-nucleotide messenger RNA. RefSeq names its product potassium voltage-gated channel, subfamily H (eag-related), member 6a (gene kcnh6a). Lineage: Eukaryota; Metazoa; Chordata; Actinopteri; Blenniiformes; Blenniidae. Gene Ontology annotation, cellular component: plasma membrane. Gene Ontology annotation, biological process: potassium ion transmembrane transport; membrane repolarization during cardiac muscle cell action potential; regulation of ventricular cardiac muscle cell membrane repolarization. Gene Ontology annotation, molecular function: inward rectifier potassium channel activity. Bases 49 to 3672 code for a protein of 1207 amino acids. The transcript has 16 exons. The record is from RefSeq and is a predicted model, not a curated record.
GCCGGUGAGGUCGGUGCGUCGCGGGCGCGCGCCGCUCUUUGCUCCACGAUGCCGGUGAGACGCGGUCAUGUCGCGCUCCAGAACACCUACCUGGACACCAUCAUCAGGAAAUUCGACGAGCAAAAUCGCAAGUUUCUGAUCGCCAACGCCCGCAUGAAGAACUGCGGCAUCAUCUACUGCAAUGAGGGCUUCUGCCAGAUGUUCGGCUACACCCGGGCGGAGAUCAUGCAGCAGCCCUGCACCUGCCAGUUCCUGGUGGGCCCGGGCACCAUGAAGAGCGCCCUGGCCCAGCUGGGUCAGGCCCUGCUGGGCAGUGAGGAGCGCAAGGUGGAGAUCCUCUACUACUCCAAGGAAGGGACCUGCAGACCGUGCCUCGUGGACAUUGUCCCUGUGAAAAAUGAAGAAGGCAGCGUGAUCAUGUUCAUCCUGGACUUCAAGGAGCUCAUCGACCCUUCGCUCAAGAAGUCUGGCCUCAGGCAGAGAGUUGCUCAAGGAUGGAUUUACUGUCAGAAUCGCAGGUUGAAGAUGAGGCUGCCGGUGCUGCGGUCCAUGAGACGACCUUCACUCUCCAAGGACCAGUUUGAAGGGGUGGUGGUGGACUACCUGCAGCCAAACAGCGAGGACGUCCCUCUGAAAGAGUUUCGAAUCCCGUCCAAGGAGAGCUGCGUGCAGUCGGAGACGGAGGCCCUGAUCGAGCAGGACCUGGACCCCCCCUCCCCGGCGGCGCAGUCCUCCGCCAAACGGCGCUCCCUGCUGACGGAGCGCCUGGACCCGGGCGCGGCCUUCCCGUUACCGCGGAGCUGCUCCAGAGACAGCGUGCGCAGCCUCCGGCGCGCCUCCUCGCUGGACGACAUCGACGGCAUGAGGGGGGAGUGGAGCAGCCGGCCCGGAGACCCCCGAACCAACAGCAAUCUGAAGCCCAGCGCUUUGAACUCCACCUCGGACUCAGACCUCAUGAGACACCGGACCCUCGGCCGAAUCCCUCAGGUGACCCUCACCUUCGGCUCGGAGCGGACCAGACCGCCGUCACCCACCGAGAUCGAGAUCAUCGCGCCCAGCAAGAUCAAAGAUCGAACGCAGAACGUCACCGAGAAGGUCACUCACGUCACGCAGGUGUUGUCCCUCGGGGCCGACGUGCUGCCGGAGUACAAGCUCCAAGCCCCGCGCAUCCACAAAUGGACCAUCCUUCACUACAGCCCCUUCAAAGCCGUGUGGGACUGGGUCAUCCUGCUGCUGGUCAUCUACACGGCCAUCUUCACGCCGUACUCGGCCGCCUUCCUGCUCAAUGAGGUGGAGGAGGAGCGGAGGCGGGCCUGCGGCUACACCUGCAACCCGCUCAACGUGGUGGACCUGGUGGUGGACAUCAUGUUCAUCGUGGACAUCCUCAUCAACUUCAGGACCACGUACGUCAACCAGAACGACGAGGUGGUCAGCCACCCGGGACGCAUCGCGCAGCACUACUUCAAAGGCUGGUUCCUCAUCGACAUCGUCGCCGCCAUCCCCUUUGACCUGCUCAUAUUCCGCUCAGGGUCAGAAGAGCCUCAGACAACCACUCUGAUUGGAUUACUAAAGACAGCCAGACUGCUGAGGUUGGUGCGAGUAGCCAGGAAGCUGGAUCGUUACUCAGAGUACGGCGCCGCCGUCCUCUUCCUCCUCAUGUGCACCUUUGCGCUCAUCGCUCACUGGCUGGCCUGUAUCUGGUAUGCCAUCGGUAACGUGGAGCGCACUAGCUCCGCGCGCGUCAGCGGCAUGAAGAUCGGCUGGCUGGACAACCUCGCCGACCAGAUCGGUAAACACUAUAACGACAAUGACACGGCCUCGGGCCCCUCCAUCAAGGACAAGUAUGUCACGGCCUUAUACUUCACCUUCAGCAGCCUGACCAGUGUGGGCUUCGGCAACGUCUCACCCAACACCAACCCGGAGAAGAUCUUUUCCAUCUGUGUCAUGCUCAUAGGCUCACUGAUGUACGCCAGUAUAUUCGGGAACGUGUCCGCGAUCAUUCAGAGACUUUAUUCGGGAACCGCCCGCUACCACACCCAGAUGCUGCGGGUCAAAGAGUUCAUCCGCUUCCACCAGAUCCCCGGAGGUCUGAGACAAAGACUGGAGGAGUACUUCCAGCACGCCUGGUCCUACACCAACGGCAUCGACAUGAACGCUGUCUUGAAAGGUUUCCCUGAAUGCCUGCAGGCGGACAUCUGUCUGCAUUUGAACCGCAGCCUGCUGCAGAACUGCAAAGCCUUUCGGGGGGCGAACAAAGGCUGCCUGCGGGCGCUGGCUAUACGGUUCAAGACCACCCACGCACCCCCCGGGGACACGCUAGUUCACAGCGGGGACAUUCUCACCGCCCUCUACUUCAUCUCCAGAGGCUCCAUAGAGAUCCUGCGGGACGACGUGGUGGUGGCCAUACUGGGGAAGAACGACAUCUUUGGUGAGCCCAUCAGUCUGUACGGCAGGCCGGGGAAGUCCAGCGCGGACGUCCGCGCCCUGACCUACUGCGACCUUCACAAGAUUCUGAGGGAAGACCUGCUGGAGGUGCUGGACAUGUAUCCCGACUUCGCGGACUUGUUCUGGAACAAUUUGGAGAUCACCUUCAAUUUGAGAGAUGCAGAUAGAAUAAACCAGCCAACCCCGAGCAGAGACUCUGAAUGUGGCUACCGUCUGACCAGGCAACGGAGGAACUCCUUGCGUCGUCGAAACAGACCAGACGGGAUGGAUCGUGAAGACUCCUACCCUGACCAGUCCUGCCCGCUGGCCAACCACCACCGCGGUACCGUGGCCGGAUCGCACUGGGAGGACCUCUGCAGCAGCGCCAGCAUCUGCUCCCAUUCCAGCGACGAGGAGAUGAAGCCCGUGGGGCACAGCAAAGGGGAGCUGUACCCUGCAGGCGGCGACACCAGAGACUAUCCUCCAGCGAUGGUCAACCUCCUGCCUCACAGCGGACCCUCGGCUGGAAUAGGACCGCCUGUGGACAUCGGAGGGCCUCCAUACUCAGCAGCCGCUCCCAUCAGCAUGCCGGGCCUGUACGGCUACUGGCCGGACCGCAGAGCCAGCCAGCUCUCCGAGAGUCAGAGGCGUCCGUCGAUGGCCAGAGCCAGCUUCCACCCUCCACCCUGCGCCGAGGACCGGCCCAGCGAGCUGGAGUCCCGUCUGGAGCUGCUGCAGUCGCAGCUGAACAGGUUGGAGACGCGCAUGACGGCAGACAUCAACGUGAUCCUGCAGCUCCUGCAGAGGCAGAUGGCCCCGGUGCCCCCGGCCUACAGCGCCGUCUCCCCCAGCCCUCACCCGCCUCACCCGUCCGCCCUGUACAGCACGGCGGCGCCCACCAUCCACACGGUCCCGCCCAUCCAGCCGGCGCAGAUGGACGGCCCCGCCCCUCUGCUGCAGAGCCCUGACUCAGAUUUCAAUUACAAAUCCAAGGACUCGCUGUCCAGCGGGAUCCACCUCACCGUGGCAUCAGACGACACCAUGUCUCCUGAAACCGAGCCGCCGCCUCGCCUGCCCCCCGUGGACCUGCCCCCUCCUCACCUGCUGCCCUGCCCCGAGCCCCAGGGGUCCAGCGCACUCUUCUGUGGCAGCCAGCGCUUCCCCUCCCUCCCCGAGCACCUGGAAAACUCCACAGAAAUGCAGGAGAUCCAGAGGCAUAUGUCCGACCCCGUCCUGCCUGGAAGCUAGAAAAGCCCCCCACCUCCCGGCCUUCGACUGGCACAGCCGUAUUGCCCCUUCCCACCUCUGAUCACCACUCACGUCUCCCUAAAGCCCCCAGUCCUGUCCAGAUGCUGCCCACGGAGGGUAAAGAGUGCCUCCUGGUUCUCAAGCACAGACUCAACGGCGCCCUCGCUGGCUGCUUUUGUGGCCCGGCACCCCCUGAACUCCUCAAACCCCGUGCGAUGAAGAGAUUAUUGCCCCCGGCAGGGUGGAUUUAUAGUUUAAAGCCGUACUGUGAAGUGCAAAUAGAUUUUUUUUUACCAAAUUGGGGGUUGGCAUCAUUUGGCAUCAUUGUCUUAAAGACAGUCUGGGGGGUUUUGAGGGAAAAUAUAUGUAGGAACCACUGUGUCAGAGGGUCACUGGAAACGAAACCGAAAGGUUUGACAUUUGAAGGAUUGUCUACGUUCGCUGAAUAUAAGAGUGGCACAUUUAAGCUCGAGUAAAUGUAUUGAUUUGAGGUUGAAUUUAUUUUCGUAAUAUAGGAAAGUCGUUUGGUUGCAUUAAGGGCCAUGCAGUUAGAAAAUCUAACAACAGGGGGUGGUUGAAUAUAAAUGUCGUUGUGGUGAUUGUUGGAAAUAUCAAACGGUACAAAAUAACUGCGGAGAGUGGAGUAAUCCCUGGAAGUGGCCAAUGUGUCGGUGUGAGAAAGUGUUUCAAAAAAAGCCUGGAUUUCUUGUACAUUCACACAUAAAUCUCUCAGUUUUGUUUCCUCCCUGAUGAUCUUUUUUUCGUGUACCCCCCCCCCCCCUCUCUGUUGAUCAUGUCAGCUGUUUUUUCCCCGACGUGGCGGUCUUGUGAAUUCACACAUUGUUUCCCUGAAAGUGCCAACUGACAGAGGGCUCGCUGUCUUGGAUUAUUCAGACUCACGGCGGACAGACGGCCGCGCUCGGUCUCAACGUGUGGAACGGGAAAAAAUAAACUGCAGGUUGUUCAACAUCAGCAGGGUGACGCGAAGUGGUUGGAAACUACGUCUCAGAUGACUUGACUUCCAACCACUAGGUGAAUGUAAUGACUUUUUAAGGAUUUAUAUUUCUGUAUAUUAUUUCUUGAAGCACAAACUCCUGUUAUUUAACUUUUUUUCAGAUUAAAGCUAUAUUGCAGAGA